Messenger RNA from Tinamus guttatus (white-throated tinamou), 942 nucleotides. The record is from RefSeq and is a predicted model, not a curated record. NCBI's taxonomy places the organism in Eukaryota, Metazoa, Chordata, Aves, Tinamiformes, Tinamidae.
AUGAAUCUGUACCCAAGCGCUGCGCGGUUUGGCCCCGCGCCGCCGCCGUACGCGAACGGCCAGCCGGGCGUCACGGAGGAGCUGCUGCGCGGGCAGCUCUACCCCGAGGCGGCGCCGGAGGAGUUCCGCGCGCUGCGCGCCAAGAUGGGCGGCCUCCUGCAGUCCAUUGCUUCAGCAGACAUGGAUUUGAAUCAGCUGGAGGCUUUUCUCACUGCCCAAACCAAAAAACAAGGUGGCAUCACAUCAGAUCAAGCUGCAGUCAUUGCAAAAUUCUGGAAGAACCACCGAGCAAAGAUCCGAGAGAGCCUGAUAAAUCAAAGCCAGUGGGAUAAUGUCUUAAAAAACAUGAACUGGAGAAUCGACUUGAAGGCGCAGUCAAGACACACCGAUCAAAUAAAUACCCCUGUUGCAAUAGUUGAGAUGGAACUGAGCAAAAAAGGGCAGCACAACUUAUGUAGGUCAUUUCUGCCCCGGCCUUCCCCAGGCCUUCCAAGAAGGCCGGGAGGAGCCGUUUCCUGGUGGAGCGAGUUUGGAGCAGGGGAAGGCUCUGUGCUGGGAACGGUCUCCAUCACGGCCGGGACCACGCGGAGCUCGGAGCGGGUUGUGGCCCCCGGGGACCAUCUUGCAUCUAAACCCGUCAUCGAAGAAGUGCGGGGUGAGUCCCACCGAGGAGAAUCCCUGGACUUGUGGAUCCCAGGAAAGGUUUGGAAGCUGGUAGCGACGCCAGCGCUGAGCUACCCACCUCCUGCCUCUGACGCUGCAGGAGCAAAUUCCCACCUGGAUGAACGAGACCAGGCUCUAGGGAAGCUUCUGCAGGAUAGCUGGGAGGCAUCGGAAUCUGAGUUUCUCUGCCUGGAAUUCGACGAGGCCAAGGUGAACCAGAUGCUCAAGAGCCUGUCGGAAAUCGAGGCGAGCGUGGCCGCGCUCACCCAGGCCUCGUAG